AGCAACCCGCGGGCUGAUCACAGGAUAUAUUUUAGGUGCCUCCCGAAAAGUACGUCAAUUCUUUUGCAAUUGACCUUGAACUUUGGUCUGUAUAUUCACAUUUUCUGCACCGUUCGCAAAGAUAGAAUGGAGGAGAAUAAUAUAGCACCGGGUACGAGCUGGUUCCAGCAGUACACAGACUUCAUGCAUGAUGAUACGAAAGGAGUGGAAAUUGUAAGCUACACUGUGUCAGGCAUACUAUUCAUAGCGGCUUAUAAGAAAAUCCGUCCAUUCACUCGUUUUGGACAAGCAUCCGAUAUACCGAAGCAUUUUAUCCGGGAGCAAAUACCACAAUACGGGAAAGUAACCAAGAUCGAACCUUCCCUUCAACAUGGUCCAUUGCUUGUUGUGCGACAUAAACCACCAGCAAACAUUUUCUUUUGGUCGAAAAAAGCAAUUCCGAUCAAGGUAAAUGGCAUCGACAUCAAUGCCAACGGGUAUUCUUGGCUCCAAUCGGUUGUAGCUGGAAAAGAUAUAUGUUUCGUACCGAUGCUGACAUCGUCCAACCAUGCACACGCUGAAUGUCGUGUAUUUCUUAACGAGUCGAAGAAGAAUAUCAACGUAGGUGAAGCACUACUGAGUCUUGGCUUUGCAAAACUAACGGUGGCAGUACCAGCACCAUUAAAAAAUCGAAAAGACGUCCAUGGAGUCCAUCUGUACCAGUACUACCGCUGUUUGGCUCAAGCGGAACGUUUCGCGAAGGAUCGUCGUAAUGGAUUGUGGCAACAAGCGCUACCACCUCGCAUGUGGCCUCUUCCGUUAUGGACCCAGAUGUGGGAUAGGCUGCUAAACGCAAACCGUUUACCAGCCCUGGUGCGAUAACGCAAACAGCAAAAACUAGAUUUAAAUUAAAAUCUGGAGAAAAAUACGAAACACAAAGUGUCAGGGUUUUGUAAACGAGUUUUACAGAUAUUACUGAUAGUGCCUUUUUGCGUACUUAUAAUAUAUAUUCUUUAAUCGAAGAAACUUAAAAUUGUCUACAAAUUUUAUAUCGGUUCUUUCAAAUGAGUUUUUUCUCUGGAAACUUUCAAUGAACUAUUAUAAAC
Molecule: messenger RNA, 1085 nt
Organism: Anopheles coustani
Lineage: Eukaryota; Metazoa; Arthropoda; Insecta; Diptera; Culicidae
Exons: 3
Coding region: 127-861 (244 amino acids)
Source: RefSeq, a predicted model, not a curated record